Molecule: messenger RNA, 858 nt
Organism: Striga asiatica
Lineage: Eukaryota; Viridiplantae; Streptophyta; Magnoliopsida; Lamiales; Orobanchaceae
Source: the annotation of a GenBank genome assembly
AUGGCUGGCACUGGCAGUGGCAGGCAAACAAGAGGCCGGCAAAGGAUACCCAUGAGGCUUAUCGAAAACCAGGACGACUUAUACGCGACGUUUUCAAAACGACGUCGUGGUUUAUUCAAAAAAGCUUGCGAGCUAAGCACAUUGUGCGGGGUCGAUUUGGGAAUAAUAAUCUUCUCCCCAACCAACAACCCUUUUUCACUAUGGCAUCCAUCUAUGGACUCCGUAAUCGCGAGAUACAGAAACCCGUUGCAAAAUAAUGCAGUGAGGGAUUCAGACAACAUAAUGCACGAAAGAAUUGGAGUUCUCAACAGGCAGUUAGAUGAGGUGUUGGGCCAAAAGGAUGACAUAAACGAAGCGGAAAAACGGCAAAACGAGAUGAAUCAAACACGAGAGAAAGUGUGGUGGGAACAAGUCGAGGUCGAGAGAGUGCAAACUGAUGAGAAGAAGUGGUUAAAAGAUAUGAUUUCAAAAAUAAAAAUCCGUAUUAAUGAGUUGGAAAAUGGAGGCUCGGGCUCAACGCCAACUGGCCCUAGUCCAUUUCCUCCAUUUAUAACUCAAUUCAACUAUUAUCCUCCAAAUAUAAACAUGUCAAUUGGAGGUCAUCAUCCAUUUGCAAGCCUUUUCUCACAUUUUCCCCCGCAAACCAACCAAGGAUCGUCUUCUCAUUUCCAAAACUAUCCUCAUCUGAAUGUGCCACAUCCCGCAAAUCUCUUUUCUUUCCCAUUUACCUAUUUUCCUGUGCAGGGACAAGGCCCGUCAGCUACAACUAUACAAGCAUCUUCUAGGGUGGCUGGUGAGCCAUCUACAGGCCGUGCUGAAAGUGGAGCUCCUGAUGUGGGGAACAAUAAUCCUAAUUAG